Messenger RNA from Juglans microcarpa x Juglans regia, 4072 nucleotides. Its product is annotated as scarecrow-like protein 9. Gene Ontology annotation, cellular component: nucleus. The coding region runs from base 1353 to 3629 and encodes 758 amino acids. Gene Ontology annotation, biological process: regulation of DNA-templated transcription. The transcript has 2 exons. NCBI's taxonomy places the organism in Eukaryota, Viridiplantae, Streptophyta, Magnoliopsida, Fagales, Juglandaceae. The record is from RefSeq and is a predicted model, not a curated record. Gene Ontology annotation, molecular function: sequence-specific DNA binding; DNA-binding transcription factor activity.
GCCAACUGGCUGCAAAGAUUUCAACUUCUGAAUCAUACUGAUUAGCAGAUGAGCAUAUACCGUAUAAUAAACAGCAUUAGUGACAAAGACGUCUGAGGGAGGCAGGCAAAUUAACAAGAGCAGGCUUAAAAGAUGAAAGUCGUGUUCAGCAGGGCAAGUUUUUUCUUUUCGGUCUUAUGACAAAACUAUUUCAACAGGGCAAGUUUCGAUUGACUCCUCGCUCUAUUUCGGACAGCAUUUUCUCAAACUUGAAAUGAAGUUCCUGUGCAAAACCUACAAAGAGUCAUCCCUUUUCUUUCACAAUAGAUAUUGUCUUACCAUCAUGUAUAUCCCACCCUGUUUGCGUUUUCGUCUUUGUAAUGGCAUAUAUAGCCAUGGAAAUUGAGAAAACAGAGCAUAACCCACUUCUGCUAGAUUCAUCCCUUGGCUUUCAGAAUUAUACUGUUUCAGUUUUUCCAUCAUGUAUAUCCCACUCUGUUUACAUUUUCGUCUUUGUGAUGCAUAGAUAGCCAUGGGAAUUGAGAAAAAAAGAGCAUAAUCCACUUCUACUAAUUGUUCUGUCCCUCCUUUUACUUUAUUUUGCACCCCAACUCCAUAGAGAUGCAAAACCCAAUUCAACAGUUAGCAUAAGAAAGAAGCCAUUAAACCAUUCAAAAUGUGGUCUUUUUUAAGUGGGGACUGACCCAUAACCCCACUUCAUUAAUUAUCAUUUAACAGCUUUUAAAGCAGCCGACACCCAACUUCAGUUUCUACACUUUUCUAUGAAACACCUUUUUUCAAUCUUUUAUUUAUUCUGCCCCACUCCUCCGACCGGUUCCACUGAUCGAGAAUAGGUAGUCGCAGAAAGCGCAUGGUUUCUGUAGUCAUUAGUCCACUAACCUCGGAUGGAGGUUUUCUUUACUUUCAAAUGCACCACAUUAACUAGGAAACAAGCAUAGGACGACCUUGUUCCUGUCAGUUGCGCGCUCUCUCUCUCUCUCUCUCUCUCUCUUUCUUUCUCUCUCUCUCUCCGUGGCUAGGGUUUCUCCGAGGUACAGAAUACUCCACUUUUCAUUUUCUAGUUUUUUGUUUUGAAGCUGUUUCCCUUCUCGUAUUGAAUUUGAAUACCGUGCAUUCAAGCUUUAAGAAAGAGUGAAGAUUUUUUCUUAUUUGUUAUUCAUAUUCUCUGCUAAAUUCUGCGACUUGCAAGGUGGAGGCCAAAAGCAAGAGGAAGUCAUUUGGAAAAGAAACUUGAUGUUUAAUUUUGAAAAUUCAAUUAAUUGAGGUUAGUAUUUAGAUUCUUGAAGCAGAGUUCUGACGGAGGUCUUGGAAAAAGGAUGACUUCUGAUUGAGGUUUUACAAAGGAGGCGACAAUGGAUCCACAUCCUAGGGGGUUUUCGGGUUCCACAGAUGCAAUCCAAUUGGGCAAUCAAUCUUUUUCGGUUCUUUCUAAUCAAAACCCUGUUUCUGGACCCAGAUUCGGAAACUCCUUUUUUGAUCACGAGUAUAGGGGUUUUCAUUUCCAUCAACCGGAUGAGGCACCGAGUCAUAUGGCCCCGUCCUCAGCUGGGGCACAGGGUGAGGAUUACUCGGAGGACUGUGACUUUUCCGAUACUGUUUUGGGGUUCAUAAGUCAGAUACUCAUGGAAGAGGGCGUGGAGGAUAAGUCUUGCAUGCUUCAGGAUUCUCUGGAACUUCAAGCUGCCGAGAAAUCCUUCUAUGAGUUGCUUGGGAAAAAAUACCCCCCUUCCCCGAUUCAUAUAACAAAUCACAUCAAUGGAAAUGGUGAGAGCACAGAUGAUAAUCACUAUGUAUAUCACAGUAAUUAUGCCAGUAGUACUAAUAGUAGUAGUUGUUUUGGUGAUAAUUCCCCGAUUCAAAAUCACGGAGAAUAUACCUCCCAAUUACAAAGUCUUCCACUUGAUAUCAUUUCUCAGUCCUCGAAUAUCUGUUUAAAUAGUGAGAUGAGUAGUGUGGAUGGCUUGGUGGGUUUUCCAAGUGGUACUUUUCAGGUGCCUGAUUCAAAUAGCAAGAACCAAUCUGUUUGGCAAUUCAGGAAGGGGGUUGAAGAGGCUAGUAAGUUUCUUCCGCCCAGAAGUAAGUUGUUUGUUAACUUGGAGGCAGAUGGGUUGUUAUUUCAGAAGCCCGAGGCAGGAAGGGGCAAGAUGGAGGUUAAGGUGGAGAUGGAGGAUGAGGGCAAGGACUCACCUACUGGCUCAAGGGGAAAGAAGCAUCCUCAUGGAGGGGAGGAUAGAGAUACAGAAGAUGAGAGGCGUAGUAAGCAAGCCACUGUGUAUGUCGAAUCAACUCUUCGGUCUAAGAUGUUUGAUAUGGUGUUGCUCUGUAGCGCAGGUGAAGGUAAGGCUCACUUGACAGCCCUUCAGGAGACAUUGCAGAACGGCAAAAGCAAAAAUGUACAGCAGAAUGGAAUAAGCAAAACUGUGCCUCGGAAUGGGAAAUCAAAAGGAUCUAAUGGUGGAAGGGGACGCGGUAAGAAACAAAGUAGAAACAAGGAGGUGGUGGAUUUGAGAACUCUCCUUAUUCAUUGUUCCCAAGCUGUUGCAGCUGAUGAUCAGAGGAGCGCAAAUGAAUUGCUAAAGCGAAUCAGGCAGCACUCUACUCCUUUUGGGGAUGGAAAUCAGAGAUUGGCCCAUAUCUUUGUUGAAGGCCUUGAGGCACGCUUGGCUGGAACUGGCAGCCAGAUAUAUAAAGGUCUAGUUAAUAAAAGAACAUCUGCUGCUGACGUCUUGAAAGCUUACCAUCUUUACCUUGCUGCAUGCCCAUUUAGGAAGAUAUCUAAUUUUAUAUCAAAUAAGACGAUACAGAUUGAAGCCGUGGAGGCAACAAGUCUCCAUGUCAUAGACUUUGGUAUCCUUUAUGGUUUCCAAUGGCCCACCCUUAUUCAGCGGCUCUCAUGGAGACCUGGUGGGCCCCCAAAGCUUCGGAUUACUGGAAUAGAUUUUCCCCAACCUGGAUUUCGGCCAGCAGAGCGAGUUGAGGAAACCGGACGUCGCUUAGCAACUUAUGCUGAGAGUUUCAAUGUGCCAUUUGAGUACCAUGCCAUAGCUAAGAAAUGGGAGACCAUUCAACUCGAGGAACUGAGAAUUGAUGAGGAUGAGUUCCUUGUUGUAAACUGCUUGUAUCGGGGUAGGCACUUGCGUGAUGAAUCCCUGUCAGUUGAAGGUUCAAGAGAUGCCUUCCUCAAUUUGGUGAGGAAGAUUAAUCCAGUUAUUUUCAUCCACGGGGUUGUUAGCGGUGCCUUCAAUGCCCCUUUCUUUGUAACCCGGCUCCGAGAGGCAUUGUUUCACUAUUCUGCAUUGUUUGAUAUGCUUGAAACUAUUGUACCUCGAGAGGAUCGAGAAAGAAUGCUGAUUGAGAAAGAGAUCUUUGGUUGGGAGGCUUUGAAUGUUAUAGCUUGUGAAGGCUGGGAGAGAGUGGAGAGGCCCGAAACAUACAAGCAAUGGCAAGUCCGAAACCUAAGAGCUGGGCUUGCUCAGCUACCUUUUGACCGGGAGCUUGUGAAGGCAGCAAUGGCUAAGGUGAGGUCCAGCUACCACAAGGAUUUUGUCAUUGAUAAAGAUAGCCGGUGGCUGUUGCAAGGAUGGAAGGGGCGAACCAUCUUUGCCCUUUCUUGUUGGAAACCGGCCUAACGAGCUUGACAGGCACACUUGUCUAAUUGGGCCUACCUCUCAUCUCCUUGGCAUUUGAAAAUGAUGAUUGAGGACCCAAGGUAAUGCUGCUAUUUGUUUCUGUUUUUGUUGUAUCAAUGCCCCCCUCUUGCAUUGCUCUCAUCUGUGAUUAAUCGGCUUCUUACUUUAUAAUUAGGUUAAUCAGUAACCUGGCAGUUAAAAAGUGAUCAGACUGGAGAGAAGAAUGUUGGGUAAAGUAGUGGUAUGUAGUUAUCUUUUUGAGGACUUGAAUAUUCAAGUUAUAGUCCUCUCUCAGCACAAAUGUUGUAUUCUAAUUACUCUUUCUUAGUCAGUCCAUUAGGUUUUUGAAUGUUGCCUAAUGGACACAGUCAACUUAAUAUUAACAUGUAAAAGAGGAAACUCAUGCAACAGUGUUAUAAACGAAAGAAUAGUAUCUUUCCCCA